Messenger RNA from Monomorium pharaonis (pharaoh ant), 1403 nucleotides. RefSeq lists its product as uncharacterized. The record is from RefSeq and is a predicted model, not a curated record. The transcript is spliced from 2 exons. NCBI's taxonomy places the organism in Eukaryota, Metazoa, Arthropoda, Insecta, Hymenoptera, Formicidae. The coding region runs from base 624 to 965 and encodes 113 amino acids.
CAAGCCGCCGAAUCACUCCCACUCUUACCGACUCUUGCGCUUCGCGCGUGUUCCCUACUCCGGAGCGCUAGCGGCCGCUGAGCGCAACGCCGAUUUUGCUCGAUCCCUUUGUCCGCGCCCUAUUUAAAUCCGCGCACAGAAGCCGGAUCACCAUUAUUUUUUCGACACUUGUUCAGCAUACUUAUUCAGCGAUUAGUUUAGUCACUAGUUCUCAGUCACGCGUCACUCUUUAAUCUUCAAGUUAUUGUAAAUCUGCAACCUCUCUCCUACAGCUUCGCGAUCAACUCAUUGUCACUUAAGUCAAACAGUGCGUGCUCCGACAGACUGCCAUCAUCAACACAUCUCUGCGAUCGACCACCUUCAACCGUCAACCUACAUCAACCAUCUAAUUGUUACUGGACCGAGCUAUUGCUUCAAACUAUAUUAUAACUCGUGAGUACUGAUUAAUUAUUGUUUAGUUUCGCUCCCUAGAAUAUUUUCCGAUAUUUUCAUAAAUUGAACUGCGCCAUAUUAUAAGGAAUCCUUUCGAUAAUAAGGACUAUAAAGAUUAAUUGUCGAUCCACUUCCAAAUAAUUGUGAAACAACUCCUCUAGGUACAACCCUCUCCCCUCCCUUUUGCCGCGAUGAAUUCUACAACACCUAAAACCAUCAAGAAGAAUCGCCACCGCGCUGGAAAAAAGAAAAGAGAAAAGAUCCUUAAAGCUCAACAAAAAGCUCUAGAGCGGGCUUUCGAGGAAAUUGAGAAUUUCGUGGGCUACCCGCUGGAACACACCCCCCUUCCUUCUCCAGUCACAGACGCUCCGCCAGGAAAAGCAAUCUCUUCCAUUGACCUGUUUCAAGAGGACACCGUCCCUCUGGAAAAUUAUAACCAGUUAACGUCCAACGCGCCUGAGAUAAUUACGCUCAGCGAUUCCGACGACAAUCCCCCAGAGCUAGAACCAGAGUUAGAUCCAACAGCAGUAUAAUAAUAAUUCAUCCUAUACGUUGUUUUAUUAAUAAAUAUAUACAUAUAUAUAUAUCCAGAUUUCUUAUACUUAAUCUUAACUACGUGUGCUUUCCAGCAAGACACAGUGUAACACAGUGUCCAUUAGUGUGAGAAAGAACAUGUCAGUGUGUGUCGCUCACACUAGUGGACACUGUGUUACACUGUGUCUUGCUGGAAAGCACACUACAUCAAAGUCACACUAACCAAACCCCACAAGGUUUUCCAUCGGCAACAAGCUCUCGCCAUACCCGGGUAGAGUCCGUGUAAGCGGGCUGCCCGAAAUUCGAAAAGGAGAGCUCCCGCGUCGGUCAGGCGACCGAGGCGUCGCAACGCACACAUUAAGAAGAAAUAUUCCCAGACCCGGACGUUACAACGUAUCAAGUAAUGAAUUUAAGCUGAUCAGCCAAUGAUUAAACAC